Messenger RNA from Arabidopsis lyrata subsp. lyrata, 889 nucleotides. RefSeq names its product EPIDERMAL PATTERNING FACTOR-like protein 5. The record is from RefSeq and is a predicted model, not a curated record. Bases 215 to 565 code for a protein of 116 amino acids. NCBI's taxonomy places the organism in Eukaryota, Viridiplantae, Streptophyta, Magnoliopsida, Brassicales, Brassicaceae. Gene Ontology annotation, biological process: stomatal complex development; guard cell differentiation. The transcript has 2 exons.
CUUAAAUUAAUCUCAUCUCUUAUAUAAUCCUACCAAAAAAAAAUCUCAUCUCUUAUAUAAGAAUGAUAAUGAUUGAAGAAGAGGGUUUGAUUAUUCUUACACUCUUUGUCUCUCUUCAUUCAUUACUCUCUUUUACAUGUCUCUUUGACUUUGGACCACUUAACCCGAAAUUCUUAAACCUAAAGAAGAAAAAACUCCUCACCGGUCCUGGCUAAUGGGCGUCGUCUUCCGUCAGCACCACCUUCGUUUCAUGCCAACUCUCAUCGUAUAUGCUUUCCUUCUCCUUUUCUCGUUGUCCUCCGCCGCCUCUCUUCAACGUCUCAGUGGAGGGCUUGGGCAGGGGAAGAAGGAGACAGUUAGGUCGGGUUUACCGGGUCAGAUAGUAGAUCAGAAGCGGUUAGGCGGCGGUCCUGGCUCGGUGCCUCCGAUGUGUAGAUUGAAGUGCGGGAAGUGUGAGCCGUGUAAAGCAGUUCACGUUCCGGUUCAACCAGAUCUAAUUGCGCCAUUGGAGUACUACCCUGAAGCUUGGCGCUGCAAGUGUGGCAACAAACUCUUCAUGCCCUAAAACCAAAAACCGAACCUCAUGACCUAACUUAAUUUUAAACAAUUAGGGAACUUUUUUAUAGUCUUUCUUUUCCUCGGGACUAAAUUUUUCUUGCUUAUUAAUAAUUGGUUUUUACUGGUUAAUAUUAAAAAGACAAAAAGAAGCUGUCUCUAGAAAAGGACUACGAGAUUGCAAUGCAUUAUGCAACCAUUGUUUAGCUGAAUAUCCUCAUGUUUCGUUUUUCUCACUAUAGUCCUAAUAAUUAUUUUUAAAUAAUCUGAUCUAAGCUGCUUUUUUAAGAUUUUAAGAACUGGACCAAGAAUUAUAAUGAUUUGUGUUCUAUUA